This is a messenger RNA of Toxorhynchites rutilus septentrionalis, 1511 nucleotides long. Its product is annotated as nuclear pore complex protein Nup98-Nup96-like. The coding region runs from base 365 to 646 and encodes 93 amino acids. The record is from RefSeq and is a predicted model, not a curated record. NCBI's taxonomy places the organism in Eukaryota, Metazoa, Arthropoda, Insecta, Diptera, Culicidae. The transcript has 3 exons.
ACUCUAUUACAUAAGAAACAUAUUUUAUAAGAUAAAGUUAAUUUUCAUUCAUAAUUUUUUAUUUUAUAUAUGUGUUUACUGCACCUGAAAAUCCAUUAUCACUAUCAUUUCCCAAAAGCGGAGCAUGAAGCUCAACGCGAAUUGACAGUUGUUUGUCAUGUCUGUUAGUAUUAGUACAAUUCAGGCAAUUUUUCCUCUCAUGCAUUAGUAUGUGUGUGGUAUUGACGUUUGUUUGUUUUGGAGUCAAUUCAGAAGUCGCAAGUGAUAUGGAUGCCGAAAUUUUUAUUUCGCUGCUAUGGAACAAGUUAAGUGAUAAACCUUUCUGAUCAAAGCGAAGCAAUGGUCACAGGCGCACGAGGGCAUCAUGGAGUAUAUUACCUUGGAUUGUGUUAUUAACGACAACUUCCCUUAUUCGAAAUCAGUAUUGAUCGAGAUCAAGGAUGUGACACAAAUUUCCAACUGGUUCAUCAAGGGCAAAAUUUUGAGCGACUUCAUCGAGCUGAAUGUGAAGUUCGACCUGACCCGGAACACGAUCGACGAUGAGGUGUCCGCAACUCGACUCGAGGAACUCAAACCAAAACUGUCCGAUCUGUGCUCGGCGAUCAAGAUGUUCCCCUGUCCGACACAAAAGUAUCGGUUCAGAUAGAGCGAAAUCACCCAGUUGUUGGCAUUUCUGAUACGUCAUUCAUCGCCCAGGAUCCGCUUAUUAACAGCUGUGCGUUGAAGCGAAAUGCGUUCGAGAAGCUGCCCUUGCUCCAGGAGUACGUGCACCAGGAAUUGCGAUUGCGACAUAUGUAUGCUGAGCGCGUUUCUGGACGAAGAGAUAGUGAGAUAGUGUUUGAAGGAAAAUUACUAUGUAAUUUUAAUCGUAAGAAUUAUUACUGCAAUGGUGGAAUAAAAUAGACAGUCUAGAAUGGAUGAAUAAGCAUAUAUUCUCUCGUAGGUAAAUUCUAAGGAUAAUCACAGGAACUGAACACAUACCACAUAUAAUUUAGUAUAGACCCCCCCCCCCCCCCAGCUUGUUACGAAAUGAUAUAAUUAUUGGUUCAUCAAAUUGUACAUUUUUCUCUAACCGUUUUUCUGAGACUGUUGAAAAAAUAUGUGGCAACAGAGCGUGUGAAAUAAAUCAUGCUAGUUGUGUAUGUUUGGAAAUAAAAAAAACUUAGCGUGUGGAUAAGUACACCGCAACUGGACUAAAGUUAGUUUUUUUGUAAUACUGUUUAUUACAGCCAGUUUUUUUUCCAGGAGGUUUUUCAUGUAUAUUUAUUAUAAGAACACCGCUCUGAUGUGCGAGUAGUGUACGCGAGGCCUGGCGUGCCACACCCCGGCCGAAUGUACUCUCCAAUGGACACAAAUUUGGGAAGGCUCGUGGUUGCCGCAGCAGUUGUGGUUUCAGGAUUUUCCAUAUGCAAUCAGCUGCAUGUAGCUGAAAUAUUUGCAAUGUUUACCUGUCAUUCCACUAUACAAAUAAAUGCAUGUAUGUGUAUGUGAAUGAUGUACGGUUUUGUGUA